AUGAGGUAUAUUUCCUCGUCAUUUUCUCCCCUGACCUCCAUCCUUCUCCGCCUCACCAAUUUCAACCAUCAUUUCGCACAGCAGCAGCAACUGCAAAAACCACCCCUCCUGCUGUCUUCCCCUCUCCUCACUCCAGUGGAGCGUCUCUUGGCGCAGACAGACAAAACCAAUCCGCGCGCACAGAAACAGCAGCAGAAGCCACCAUGGCAGGGGCAAGCGCCGCCAGCUAUGUUCACAUCGCCGGUUGGGGAGAGUUCGGUGCUGGCUCGCCUGCGGGGCUUCUUACCCCAGAUGGAGCAGGAGAACCAGAAGCUGCAGCGAGCCAUAAAGGAGCAGGGCCAGCAGGCGGUGAGCAUGGAGGCCGUGGACGACUCACAGCAACACAUAGAGAUGGAUCUAUCACUGGGUCUGGUUGACUUGCGCACGGCUGAUGCCGUAGCUGCAGCAGAGAGGGCUUUGUCUGGGGCUGGACAGGGGAGCUCUGUGGGCAGAGGGGAGGGGGAGGUUGGUAGCAGCGAUUCUGACUCAGAAUUGGAAUCAGAGAGCGAAGAUUCUGAUGGUGAUGAUGGUGGGGAUGAGGGUGGUAUACGAAGGGCUGAUGCACAGGGGGGUGAUGGCCUGGGCGGUGGAGACAGGUGUGCAGCCAUGGAGGAAGAUGGGGAAGAUGGAAGUGCAGGUGGAAGUGGGGGUGGGGGAGCGGUUCUAGGCUGUGCACUUGACGGUGCUGUGGCUGGUGGGGAUUGUGGGGUGUUUCAUGUUGGAGUCGGAGGAGAGACAGGAGCUGUGUUGAAAUCCGUUGACUUCGUUGAACCCAGCACGGGCGUCAUGGUGUUCCCUCUUUUCCGCUCCACCCCACACCCCUCGCUCUCCCAUCCUCCAGCUGCUGUGAAUUCCCACGGGCAUCGUGGUGUUCCCUCUCUUCCCCUCCUUCACCUUAUCCCCCCCGCCACCCCCGCCCCACCCUCCCGUCCCCCAGCUGCUGUGAAUUCCGUUGACUUCGUUGAGCCCAGCACCGGCAUCGUGGUGUUCCGCACGUGUGAGGCAGAGAGGACGCGAGUGGCGUUCCAGAUCGGCACGGCCGAUGCUGUCCGGGCUUUAAGGGCUGCCGAAAUGGUCUGCAAUGACGUGGCAGCAAUAGACAUCAACAUGGGGUGCCCCAAGCCCUUCUCCACCAGUGGUGGCAUGGGCUCUGCUCUGCUGUCCCGCCCAGAAAACGCAUGUGAUAUCCUUUCCACCCUGCGCCGCAACCUGCCCGCCUCGAUCGCAGUCACGUGCAAGAUCCGUCUACUCGACUCGCCCCGCCGCACACUGGACUUUGCCCGGGCUGUUGAAAGCACAGGCAUCUCGGCUCUGGGCAUUCAUGCGAGUGACCCUGCAGUGGGGUCGUCACUCUCCCUCCCGGUCAUUGCCAAUGGAGACGUCUUCUCCUACAGUGAUUUCGACUCCAUUAGAGCAGCAGCAGGUGAGGGGAACAGCUGUAGCAACAUGACAAGGGCAGUCGUUGCACUCCCUGCAGUGCCGUCGUCCCUCUCCCUCCCAAUUAUUGUCAAUGGGGACGUCUUCUGCUACAGUGAUUUUGGCUCCAUACGAGCAGCAACAGGUGAGGAUGGUGGCUGUAGCAACAUGAAGACAACAGUUGCAUCACUCCCUGCAAUGACGUCGUCGCUCUCCCUCCCUGUCAUUGCCAAUGUCGACGUCGUCUUCUCCUACAGUGACUUCGACUCAAUCCGAGCAGCGACAGGUGGGAAGGGCAGCUGGCAUUAG
Molecule: messenger RNA, 1764 nt
Organism: Closterium sp. Naga37s-1
Lineage: Eukaryota; Viridiplantae; Streptophyta; Zygnematophyceae; Desmidiales; Closteriaceae
Source: the annotation of a GenBank genome assembly